Tarenaya hassleriana is the source of this 1962-nucleotide messenger RNA. Its product is annotated as cell division cycle 20.1, cofactor of APC complex-like. Bases 364 to 1752 code for a protein of 462 amino acids. NCBI's taxonomy places the organism in Eukaryota, Viridiplantae, Streptophyta, Magnoliopsida, Brassicales, Cleomaceae. Gene Ontology annotation, molecular function: anaphase-promoting complex binding; protein binding; ubiquitin ligase activator activity. Gene Ontology annotation, cellular component: anaphase-promoting complex. The transcript is spliced from 5 exons. Gene Ontology annotation, biological process: positive regulation of ubiquitin protein ligase activity; anaphase-promoting complex-dependent catabolic process; positive regulation of anaphase-promoting complex-dependent catabolic process. The record is from RefSeq and is a predicted model, not a curated record.
AAAAUCAAAAAUUGAGGCCGAACAUAAAACCCUAAAUCUCCUUCUUCCUCAGAUCCUUAUAAAUAACAGUGUCUUUCUACAAUGCCACCAAUCAAUCAGCUUCGUGACACCAGAGAUAAUCGACUAUUUCUCCUCUUCACCCUCUCGCUCUGCAUUGCUGCUUCCGAUUUACCAAUUUGCUUCUGAUUUUAUUGAUUUUUGUCUCAGCCUUUUAGUUCAUCGGUGUUUUUUUUGUUUAAUUCCUAUUUGAUUAUCUGAAUUUGUUAAUAUUUUCUGCUAACCCGUGAAUCUGUAGAAUCUUUUGCGAUCUGGGUUUUGUGUUUCUGUGUGGUUUCUUUUUUUUUUUUGUGUUGGAUUUUAGUUAUGGAUGCAGGUAUGGUGAACACUUCUUCGAACUUGAAGGCGCAAGCUCGAUGCCCUCUUCGAGAGCAGUUUCUUCCCAGAAGAAAUUCCAAGGAAAACUUGGACCGAUUCAUACCAAACAGGUCAGCCAUGGAUUUCGAUUAUGCUCACUACAUGCUGACUGAAGGAAGGAAAGGAAAAGAGCAAGUGGAGGCAAACGCUGCAGCGGUGAGUUCUCCAUCCAAAGAGGCUUACAGGAAGCAACUGGCUGAGACAUUCAACAUGAACCGAACCCGCAUUCUCGCUUUCAGAAACAAGCCUCCUUCUCCAGCCAAACUUCUUCCUACCGACCACUCUUCCUCUCUUCAACAGCAGCCUAAAUCCGUGAAGCCCCGUAGAUACAUUCCUCAGACAUCUGAGAGAACGUUGGAUGCCCCCGACAUCGUGGACGACUUCUACCUCAACUUGCUGGAUUGGGGCAGCGAGAAUGUUCUCGCCAUAGCUUUGGGCCAAACUGUUUAUUUGUGGGAUGCUUCCAAUGGCUCCACUUCCGAGCUUGUGACUGUUGAUGACGAGAAGGGACCGGUCACGAGUGUCAAUUGGGCACCCGAUGGCCGUCAUAUUGCAGUCGGCCUCAACAAUUCUGAAGUGCAGCUUUGGGAUUCUGCAUCCAACCGUCAUCUGAGAACUUUGCGUGGUGGCCAUACAUCAAGAGUAGGAUCAAUGGCAUGGAACAAUCACAUCCUGACGACAGGAGGAAUGGAUGGACAGAUAACCAACAACGAUGUCAGGAUCCGAUCCCAUAUCGUCGAGACAUAUAGGGGCCAUAGCCAAGAGAUUUGUGGGCUGAAAUGGUCUGGAUCUGGUCAGCAACUAGCAAGCGGAGGCAAUGACAACCUCGUACACAUAUGGGAUAGAUCCAUGGUAUCAUCCUCAAGCACGCCAACCCAAUGGCUGCACAGGCUGGAGGAACAUACUUCUGCGGUUAAGGCACUUGCUUGGUGUCCAUUCCAAGGGAAUUUGCUUGCAACUGGUGGUGGUGGAGGAGACAGGACCAUCAAGUUCUGGAACACACACACUGGAGCUUGCUUGAACUCAGUGGAAACUGGUUCCCAGGUUUGUGCUUUGCUGUGGAGCAAGAACGAAAGAGAGUUGCUUAGCUCACAUGGGUUUACACAGAAUCAGCUCACACUCUGGAAGUACCCAUCCAUGGUGAAAAUGGCUGAGCUCACGGGUCAUACAUCAAGAGUUCUGUUCAUGGCCCAGAGUCCCGAUGGUUGUACUGUCGCUUCGGCAGCCGGAGACGAAACCCUAAGGUUCUGGAACGUUUUUGGAGUUCCAGAGGCAACCACAAAAGCUGCUCCUAAAGCCAACCCAGAGCCGUUUUCCCAUGUGAACCGUAUCCGUUGAAGGGUGGGACAUGCAAAAGUAAGAAUUGUACAGAUAAUAUACCUCAGAUUCUCAAGGAUGUACAAGCUUUUCAAAUAGCUCUCAUAGAAUUCUUAGAAGGAAAACAGCUUCCUUUCAUAUUCAUUCUUCAUGAACGCAUGAUUAAGAAACAAAUGUAUGCACAGAAUGUAAAUAUAUGUUCAAGUUUCAACCCCCAUUAAACUCAAUUCA